UCUGCAAUUUAUUCUAGGAAUUUCUAUUAUAUCACAAUGCUGAGGGAUCCAGUGUCCCGUUAUCUGAGUGAAUGGAAACAUGUCCAGAGAGGGGCCACUUGGAAGACAUCUCUUCACAUGUGUGAUGGGAGAAGCCCAACUCCAGAUGAGCUGCCUACUUGCUACCCAGGAGAUGACUGGUCUGGCGUCAGCUUAAGGGAAUUUAUGGAUUGUGGCUAUAACCUGGCCAACAAUCGCCAGGUCCGUAUGCUGGCAGAUCUUAGCCUGGUGGGAUGCUACAACUUGACUUUCAUGAAUGAGAGUGAGCGGAACAUGAUCUUGCUGCAGAGUGCCAAGAACAACCUGAAGAACAUGGCCUUCUUUGGGCUCACAGAAUUCCAGCGGAAAACUCAGUUCCUAUUUGAGAGGACAUUCAAUCUCAAGUUCAUCUCUCCUUUCACGCAGUUUAACAUCACACGGGCCUCUAAUGUGGAGAUCAAUGGAGGGGCCCGCCAACGCAUUGAGGAGCUGAACUUCCUGGACAUGCAACUUUAUGAGUAUGCAAAAGACCUUUUCCUACAACGCUACCACCACACCAAACAGCAGGAACACCAGAGGGACAGGCAGAAGAGGCGGGAGGAGCGGAGGCUGCAGAAGGAGCAUCGGGCUCACAGGUGGCAGAAGGAGGAUGAGACAGCAGUCACAGAGGACUAUAACAGUCAAGUAGUCCGAUGGUGACACCUUCUAUUUCACCUCCCAUGGGGGUAGGAGGACCAUGGACAAUGUUGUUAUUUUGCUGAAUCAUCUAAGGGAGUGACAACAAUGAGCCAUGAUUUCUAAAUAUACGAGACCUGAUUCAAACAUCUGCCCUCCCUUUGUCUUCUUUUCCCCUUAGCUUUUAACCAGCUGAAGGGGUAAUUCCUCUUUUUUUCUUGACAUUUUUCAGUCAAUGAUAUCAAAUAGGGUAGAAUGAUAUCCCAAACAAACCACUCUGAAAGGCCCACACCAAGAUGGGGAACUAAGAAGUCUGUUUUUGUCUCCUUUUCAGCCACACAGUAGAAGAAAGACAUGAGAAGCCAGAGCCUGCAGUGGCAUGAAUGUGAAAACCAAGCUGGGGCUUGGGAGUUUGGUAGAAAUUGGUCUGUUUUCACAAUGCCUUUGUAAUAGUAUUAUAGGACUAUUUAUAGGGAUCAAGAAAGGAAGGGAGAGAAGGGGAAAAAAAACAUUUGCAGGCUCUCAGUCAAAAAAGAAGAGAAUGUCAUCCACUGCUGUGUUGAAUUCAUGCUAGAGGAUGAAACAUGUGGGCCUUCCUUCACCUUUUCACUACGAAUGGCCUGACUCUGGAUGUAUCUUAGAACACAAGCAAAAGGCAGUCACUGAUGCACUAGUCUAACUGUGACCAUCAUCCUAGGCAUAGGCCAUAUAAACUUCCCCAUCAUCUUUUUCUAAAAUAAGGUCCUGUUAAUUGACUGUGUAUAGCCAUUAAAAAGGAUCAUCAUUAGUGAUCUCUCACAGGUGGACUCCAUUUUUUCUCUUAAAAGUUGAAAAUGGAACUGAAAAUAAAUUAUGAGGAAAAUGAUAUGUCUAACCAUGUUCUAAACUUACUAGUGAAGCAUAUUUAUUGAACUAAUAUGUGUAUUUUUCUGAGGAAAUGGAAAUAGAUAUCUUCCUUGGUAAAGCACUGCCCAUAGGAUUGAAAUUCUGCUAUGAAAAUAAGACUGUAAGGUUUUGGCUUGGAACUUGAUAAGGCAGCUAGCAUGUGUGCAAGGUCAUUGUUCUCAAGUUGUUCUAUGAAUAACACCGUAUACUGGCUGCCCCAAAUGAGUGCUGGAUAUGGGAUAAUUAUUCCAGAUUUUCAGUGAGACAGGACUUAAUGGUGUCUCAAAUAUCUUCAGUCUAGUACAUUUUUCUUCAUUCUUAAACCUUUGAUUGUUGUAGGAAUAAACCUGUGAUAUAAUAUUUAACACAUGCGACCACGGUAUAUCCAAUUGGAAGUUAAUGCUCCUCAGAUGCUUCCCAUUCUUCUUGAUCUUCUACAAAUGACAUGAACAAAAUAAGCUGGCAAAUAAAUGAAAACCCAUGAGAUUUGGGAGAGGAAAUAUCUGUAAUGUUUUCUGUCAUGUCAUUGAUUACAUAGAAGGAUAUGGGUGCCAUGAAAGAUGAACUGAAAAGUUCCUACCAGAAGCAUGACAUGAACACAAGUAGGAUCUGCAAAGCGAAUUGAUUUUUUUGGGGGUGAUCAAACUUAAAAUUCUGAAGGCAGCCAACUUUCAUGAACCACCCUUCAUCCUACUCUCAGAAUAAGUCCUUUGGGUUGGAGAAUCCAUAAAUCAACUAAGUAAUUAGCUUGCAUUAAGUGGCUAGUGAAAGCAAGUGUGUGUGCCAUGUACUGAGGGAAGAAAGGAAUUUAUCUCCUUGACCAAGCACAGUCCAUGUGGUUCUAUCAAAUAUUUGAUGGGGGUAGAAGGGUCAAUAAGAUUUCUGUACCAUGACCCUCAAUCUAGUCAGUAAGGCCAUCAUCCACAAGCAAAGGCUAGGAUUAGAGCUGUAUAAGUGGGUGAUGGUGCCAGCACUGAUAGCAGCCCUUCAGUAUCUGGAGUGAGCCAGCUGCUCUUACCCAGUUGGGUUUGUUUCUUAUCCAUGAGGAUGGUGCUUGUACCAUGAUGGUUUCAUGAUGUUUGAUGGUUUCAGUCUCACUGUGGCCUGACACCUAACUCAUGUUGGAAGUCACUCCCUCCCCACCCCAUACACAUAUCCCUCCACCCCACCAAAAAUGCCAUUAUGAUGAAUGACUUGGCAACUGUACUUUUGGAGCCAUGAAGAGAAAAUAAAAAGGAGUGACAUAAAUAUGUCUCAUUAGAUGAUAGAGAUUAGUCUGACAAGAGAUGAAUCUGACAAGACAUCAGUGUUUUCCAUCCUGGUGAUUUGUCUGUAAGAUGGGAAGGAGAAAUAAGGGGAAGGGAGAGAAGAGGGGGUUGAAGCUAGAAUUAAUGAGCAGAUUUUUAUAUCUUCAUUUUAUUUUGCUGUGAAUAUGGUAUGGUUUUGCCAAGACUGGCAGAGGUGCAAAUUUUCCCUUCUGCCUGCUGUUGGGGGAACACACACAAGCGUGCAUGCACAUGAGCAGGAGAACAGGCCAGCAUACACACACACACACACAUACAACACACACAUACUGCAAUAAUGAUACAGCUUUAUGUGAUUUGGAAAUUCAAAAUAAAUUAGAGAGCAUUUGAAUUUUUUUCCUCUUAAACUUGCCUUUAAAAUAUUGGCAGGGAAUUUUAAUGCAUCUGUAAGUCGUCAACUACUAACAUCAUGCUGUUCCUAAGGCAGAGGGAAUUUAUAUCCAAAGGCUUUCCCCAGCAUCACUGCUGCUUGCUUGAUAUAUGUCACUCCACUUGAGAUGGGAUAUCACGCUAUUCAGAAGGGCAGCCAUCUAUUUGGAUUGGUCUAAGGCCAAGCCUAAGCAAAUUAAACAGGCAGCUGUGGUCUUGUUCUGUUAUAUUCUUUCAACACAAAGCAACCUGUACAUGGUUUCAAAUCCCCCAGGUACUGAGGUGAUACUAUGGUGAUAUAAAUUGAGAGGUGAGAAGGUGCAUUCUUCACUGCAAACCAAAUUUAUACCUGCUACCUGAGUGGAAAGUUACCAAAGUAAGUCAUCAGCCUUAAGAUAAAAACACAAAUCAAUUCUAAUUAUGGCAUUACACAAAGCCCAAGAAAAAAAAAAACAGAACCCCCCCCCACAAAAAUAAAAGCAAACAAAAAACCUUAGGCAGUUCCAAAUUGGAUGAAAUACAAUCAUAUUCAGCUCUACCUUCACUACCCCUUUCCCUCUCUCUCUGUGGUACUUCUCUCCAUAGCCUAACCAUGCCAUGAGUUUCCAAAUGGUUUUAUUAAGGUCAAUAAUAUUUAUGAAGUACCUCCUACAUGUAAGGCACUAAGAUAUGUGAAUCCCAUUCUGUGUUCUUCAGACAAAUGUUUGGCUAACUAAAGAGAUCUGAUGUGUUCCCUUUUCUUGAUGAGAAUAUAUAAUUGGGGUAUACUUGUCAAUUUUUGAUAAGGUCAAUAAUGUCCCCAAAUAACAGCAAAAUGCACACUGUCCAUUCAGAAGUGAGGGGCUUUGCUGUUUAGUGUAACCUUGUGUGUUUCAUCUGCUUUCACUAAAGUACUGAGACUUGGGGGCUCAGGUAAUAGGAUUAAAGUAAACUUUCAAAGGACUGAGAAGAGGAAAUACUGUCUUCUCAGGGGAUACAUUCUACACAGUAGGCUAGUAAAGAUAACCAUUAGUGCAGGUUUUUAAGAAAUAGACCUAAGUUAUAAGGAGAUAAUCUGUUUUUGGGGGAGUUGUCAUUUAAUUCAUGUUUCACCCAAACUUCAUGAGAUAAAAUUGAAAUUAAGAAUAAUGUCUAAACUUUGUUUAGUGCUAUAUACUUUGCAAAACACUUUCAAAUACUCACAUCAUUUGACCACUCAAUCAAUAAGCAUUUUUAAGCCUCCAAUGUGACAGGUACCAUGGCAGGUGCUAGGUAAACAAAGUCAAAAAUGAAAUAGUCCCCCCUCUUAAGAAGAUUGCAUACUAUCAGGGGAGACAACAAAGAUAUAAAGAGUGUGUAGAAUAAAUACAAAAUGAAUACAAAAUGGUUUAGGAAGAAAGGACUCUAACAACUGGGGAGGAUGAGGAAAAACUGAUAAUGUAGAAGGCUGUGCAUGGGCUGAGUCUUGAAGGAAGUUGGGAUUUCUAGGAGAAACAGGAGAGGGAAGAGUAUAUUGUAAGCGUGAGGAUGGUCAAUGCAUAAGUAUAGAGACGGAGGAUCCCUCCAAAAAAACUUUUUAGGAAAAUAGAGCAGCUAUUAUUAUCCCCAAUGUGCAGCUAAAGAAACUGAGUCUCAGAGAAGUUAAGUGAACUGUCUGAGGUCACAUAUUUAAAUGCUGGUGGGAGAUAUAAGAGGUCACUUGAUUUCCUGACAUACUUCAAUGGGUAUUUUUUUUUUUUUUCAAUUCACUACGCUGCAAUGGGUAAUCCCUAGAGUUAAGAAAAAGGAGCAAAAUAGAAAGCCCCCAUUUUGGCAUUCUCUUCAUCCAAACCUCACAGAACUGCCAGCACGUUGCAAACUGGGCCCUGUGAAAUUCACCUUGCCUUGCCUUCUGUUGGAUGUGCUAAAAAUCAGUGAAAGAUCAAAUGAUGGGCAAUACAAGGUAAGGGAAGAGAAGCAAAAAACCUAUGUGAUCUGUAUUCUGGAGUAAUAGAGGAACACCACUAUGAGAACUGUGGAUUAAUUCUGCCCCCUCAAAAAUUUCACCCCUUAAGUCUGUGAUAGUGCCUGAAAUUUUUCUAUUAGAGAUGUAUUCCUUUGGAUCUUAAAGGAUUUUUGUCUCCAAAACUCCAGCUUAAAAGGCAGAUGCUCCUUUUUUUGGAGGGGUGGGGCUCAGUGGUCAGAGAUACCAUUGUAAAGAACAUGCUUCUCAAGCACCAACUCAGUAUCAACAGAUUAUUAGAUGUCUUUCCAAUUUUGAUAGUCAACUGAGGACAAUGACUUAUAGGAGCAGGACAAAAGAAGGCUGCCUGAGCAUGAGGGAAAAUUCAAGGAGCAGAGAGAGAGAUACUCAAUAAGAUGAGAAGGGCCAAAACCAAAUUUUUCCUACUGCCCAGUUUUGCCAGGGCUGGCUCCUUGGCAGAUUACAGUAUUCUGGGCUCUGGCGGCAAAAGUAGUUAGGACAAGAUUAUGAGGAAAUAGAUGAGAGAACUGGGGCAAAUCAAAUCAAAUAAAAAAAUAAAAUAGCUCAAUACCUGGACUAUUUUAUGAGAUGAAGAUAAUGUAGGAAGGAUCAGAACCAAGCGGAACAGUGGGCAAAGGAUCAUCAUGUUUCAUCUGCCUGUACCUCUGUCUUCUGAUUAUUGUGCUUUCACUGACUUAGACAAAUUGUGUCCCUCUGAUAUCCUUCAAGAUACCAAAACUGCCAGUCUAUUUGUUUAUCUACAUCAUGGUGGACAGUAACUCCAUGCAUAUAUGAGAGUUGUUUUGGGACUCAUCCAUGAUACUUUCCCCAUUACUUUCUUGACUUCCCUUGCUAUUCUUCUUAGGCCCUUUGUUUAUCCAUUCUUUCCCAAUUAAGUUAGUACCCAUCAUCCAAUGCAUAUCAGGUCACUUCUGAAUCUACACAUUGAAAUUGUUUAGUAGCCUUGCUCUUGGAGGUGGCUCAGAUAUGAAACCUUGGCAGAUUCAAUACUUCAUUGUUGUAUUCAGGCCCUAUUGACAAAAAUGAAUUAAUAGACUCAACCCACUGGGAAGAGGAACUGCAUUUGUCAGAGAAAUGCAUGGCUUUACAGACAGGCAGUGUCUGUGAGCUAUCACUGCCCUCAGUUCCAAGGGCAUUGCCUAGACCCCCUUGUCAGACUCUAGAUUCUGAGAUUCCAAAGCACAAGUGGCUGAUAAGCAUAUGUUCUAAGUUGUCUGCAGAAAAGAAUAAGAAUUGUGACCUCUUGGCCUACCAGAUACCACUGUGCUAGCAUUCUUGUGCUCUGUGCUGGAUGGUGACAAAUCCAAGGACCAAGUGUCAGCAGUGGAAAGGUUGAGUCUUCUCUGGUGACAGCUGUGACAUAUUCUGAUGAAAUAAAUCUCUCAAAUAUUUUCGUUGUUGUCAGAUUUUUCUACCAUCAUUUACCUUAACACUUCAUAUAAUCUUCCCCCCAGUGAUUGCAACACUUUCUAUAUUUUACUUGUAUUCCUUUUCAUUAAAAAAAAUUUAUUAUGCAUUGGAAGGAAAAUCUGAAUUCUCCAUCUGGUACCACAUUUUAGGUGAAAGGUAGUUAUUCAGUAGAUGGUAAUUAUUUUGUCCUGAGGGAUUUUCCUUUUGUUUCUGUGCAAUAAUGUGUACAAACUUGGCUACUCUGAGACUGUAUUGUGCAUUAUCAACUUUUCUUGCUAUUUAAAAACUGAUAGUUUGUAGAUCUGAGGAUUUUCAUUGAUGUAAAGCACAAUUUAAUGAAUAAGUUAACAUAUUAAACCAUU
Phascolarctos cinereus (koala) is the source of this 6986-nucleotide messenger RNA. RefSeq names its product heparan sulfate 6-O-sulfotransferase 3 (gene HS6ST3). The record is from RefSeq and is a predicted model, not a curated record. Gene Ontology annotation, molecular function: heparan sulfate 6-sulfotransferase activity. Gene Ontology annotation, cellular component: membrane. NCBI's taxonomy places the organism in Eukaryota, Metazoa, Chordata, Mammalia, Diprotodontia, Phascolarctidae.